This is a messenger RNA of Oryzias melastigma (Indian medaka), 2013 nucleotides long. It is a transcript of the gene cdipt, whose product is annotated as CDP-diacylglycerol--inositol 3-phosphatidyltransferase (phosphatidylinositol synthase). Gene Ontology annotation, molecular function: CDP-diacylglycerol-inositol 3-phosphatidyltransferase activity. Gene Ontology annotation, biological process: phosphatidylinositol biosynthetic process. Lineage: Eukaryota; Metazoa; Chordata; Actinopteri; Beloniformes; Adrianichthyidae. The record is from RefSeq and is a predicted model, not a curated record. The coding region runs from base 140 to 778 and encodes 212 amino acids. Gene Ontology annotation, cellular component: membrane; Golgi apparatus. The transcript has 6 exons.
AAGAGCCACCGGUGUCGCAGGUUGCUGUUUCCGGUUCGCUCUCCAUCACGAACUUCACCUCCGAACGUUCGUCUUCGGUGUCGCUCAGGAGCGGAACCGCACCGCCUCCCGUCCGGACCUUUGGACCGCAGCUUUAAGGAUGUCGCAGGAAAAUAUUUUCCUUUUCGUUCCGAAUUUAAUCGGUUACGCCCGCGUGGUUCUGGCGCUGCUCUCCUUCUACCUGAUGCCCACCUGUCCGUGGCCCGCCGUCUUCUUCUACCUGCUCAGCGGCCUCCUGGACGCCUUCGACGGUCACGCCGCGCGGGCGCUGAACCAGUCCACCAAGUUUGGCGCCAUGCUGGACAUGCUGACGGACCGCUGCGCCACCAUGUGUCUGCUGGUCAACCUGUCGCUGCUCUACCCCGCCUACACCUUCCUGUUCCAGCUCAGCAUGUGUCUGGACGUCGCCAGCCACUGGCUGCACCUGCACAGCUCCACCAUCAAAGGCUCCGCGAGUCAUAAGAGCAUCGACCUGUCGGGGAACCCCGUCCUGCGGAUCUACUACACCUCCAAGCCGGUUCUGUUCGUGAUGUGCGCCGGGAACGAGCUCUUCUUCUGCCUGCUCUACCUGCUGCACCACAUCCAGGAGCCGGCAGGCUGGCUGCUGUGGCUGCAGGGACUCUGUGGCCUCAUCUGUCUGCUCAAGUCCGCCAUCAGCGUCCUGCACCUGGUCACCGCCUCCCAGAACAUGGCCGCCCUGGACGCGGCUGAGCGCGAGAAGGCGGCGAAGCAGCAGUGAGGCGCCAGGAGGACGCGGCGGCGUGCUGGUUCUAGAGUUCUGAGGGUUCCUGACCAAAUGUUUCCCACAAAAUGACCUGAAGAACGCCGGCUCAUGCAGGUUCAGGUUUCCUUCACCGUUCACGACCCGCUUCGCUCAUCGGCUGGACCGGCAGAACCGCAGACAUAAACCCCACCCGUCACAGCCAGGGGAGGGCCGCCGCCCCCUCCUUCAGCCGUCCCCCACAUUCCUGGCAGAACCAGCAGGUCCAGAACAUCUGCUUCUGACAGAGGACCACUAGAGCUGCUGCUCGACCACUAGGAGGAAAACGGUUUCCUACGGCGGCUGGGGAGGCUCAAACUACUGCAAACACGUAGGAACCCGUCAGCAGAGCGCUGGAGCUGGCUUCAGAUUCACAGCAUUAAGGGGGAAGUGAAGGAAAACAUCAAUGUUCUCUGUGGAGUUCCACCAUCACAGAUUAAGAACAUUCUGGGUUUCAGCUGCAGCUCUGGAUCGAUUCCCCAAAAUCACGCUGUGAAUCUGAAGCAAACUUCAUUAGAGGUUCUCGCUGCGCGGCGAUGUCGGCGUGUGACCAGAACGUUCCUUCUUUCUCCUCAGCAGCAGAUUGAGCUUCCUCAGCCUGGUCUCCAUGGAAACGGGCGGGCCGUCUUUCAGGUCCUCAGCAGAACCAGGCAGAUCCUCCUGAGGAGCGGAACCUCCUCCUCCUCAGGAGCAGAACCUCCUCUUCCUAAGGAGUGGAACCUCCUCCUCCACAGGAGUGGAACCUCCUACUGAAGAGUGGAACCUCUUACUGAGGAGUGGAGCCUCCUACUGAGGAGUGGAGCCUCCUCCUGAGGAGUGGAGCCUCCUCCUCCUCAGGAGUGGAACCUCCUCCUGACGUCAUAGGAAGUCCGUUUCCUCUUUAGAAGUCUUCAUGAAAGAUUCCUGAUUUUAUGUCCAGAAUUCCAGCGGAUUCUCUAAACUUUCUUUUGUCGUCUUUAAAUGUAAUUUAUUUCACGUCUUUGCAGAAUUCGUUUUCUUCUUGGGAGGCUGACGGUUCACCUGUCUUAGAGGGGGGGGUCACGAUUCCUUCAUCCGCACAGAGGAAGACCUCCACGUAUUCUCGGUGUGAUGAAGCCGGUUUGAAUGUAACUUUAUUGUCCAUCAUAGUUGAAGAAAUGCUGUACCUGAAGUUUUGGAGUCUUUUGUGGGUUUAAAGUUCCUGUGAAGCAGCUUCAAAUAAAGGAUGAACUUCA